Molecule: messenger RNA, 2422 nt
Organism: Rhineura floridana
Lineage: Eukaryota; Metazoa; Chordata; Lepidosauria; Squamata; Rhineuridae
Gene: SELENOS
Product: selenoprotein S
Biological process (GO): retrograde protein transport, ER to cytosol; endoplasmic reticulum unfolded protein response
Cellular component (GO): Derlin-1 retrotranslocation complex; Derlin-1-VIMP complex; endoplasmic reticulum membrane
Source: RefSeq, a predicted model, not a curated record
GGAGAAUGACAGGGCAGAGGACCCGGAUGUUGCUGGGGGCGGAGCAGUUCCGGCUGGUUGCGAGAUGGGGUUAGAUGCGCAGCCCUCCAAGCCACCCCUGGAGCAGGAAGGGGUCCAGUUCUUUCAGGACACAGUGGGCUUGCUUUUUGCAGACUAUGGCUGGUACAUCCUCUUGAGUUUCAUUGCUAUUUAUCUGCUUAUACAAAAACUUGCCAAAGGCUUUCAAGGCAUCAGAGGGCCCCGCAUGGAUGCAACAGCUGUUGAACCCGAUGCUGUGGUGAGACGCCAAGAAGCUCUGCUAGCAGCCCGUCUGCGGAUGCAAGAAGAGUUGGAUGCACAAGCGGAAAAAUUCAAAGAAAAACAGAAGAAGGUUGAAGAGGAGAAGAGAAAACAAAAGAUAGCCAUGUGGGAAAGCAUGCAGGAAGGCAAAAGUUUCAAGGAGACGCUUAAACAGAACCAGGAACCUGAGCCUGGAGCUUCCGCGUCGGCCGCUGUCCCAAAACCCAAACCCAACAGGAAACCUCUACAAGGUGGUGGUUACAACCCCCUGUCUGGAGAAGGUGGCGGACUUGCUCGUGGAGACCGGGACGCCGCGGCCCUUCCUCGGGCGGAUGAGGCUAACUCUGCUGGGGUUUUCUGUUGACGCCGGCAGGCAUUAACUUAACCCCACAACGGUGGCUGUCUAUGGGUUGCUUGUCAUGGGGACUUGGGGGUGGGGAGGGUUGGAUUGGUACCAUAACGGCCUCAAAGGUGUGUGAAACCAAAUAGUUUUCAUGUAACUCAUAACGCGCAUGGCAGGCGUUGACAGGAAGCGAGCGAGGCGGCCUGGGGGGCUGGCUGCUGCUGCUGCUGUUUUCCUUUCAGAGGGGCCUUGUGGCUUUGCCCGUUAGUCAGGAUGACAGGCUUUUCUUUUGAGAGACGAGACUCUACACCAGACUGCUUUUCUGUGAAAUGGGAAUGUUACCCAGCUACCGUGCAAAAAGGGUUGCGGCUAACCUUCCUGCUACAAGUGGUUUGGACUCUGCUUGGGAAAAGCCUGUUUGAGAGGGUAGAGGGCACGCCUCCCCCUUCAAAAGUAAGCUUCCGACGCCAAAGCUGGAGACUUCUCAGAGUAAUGGGAUAAACAAACAUUGAGGUGAGGGGUGCAGUUGGGUGGAAGUAAUGCUGAGGUUAGAAAUCUGCAGAAGGACACCACUUUUGAUGUUGCUCCUGCGUGUGUCUCCUGCCUGCAAUUUCCUAACUGACUCUGCCAUGCGAACAUCCUGUUGGCAAAUGUCACCAGUUGUACCUUGAGGUCAUGUGGCAUGAUUUCUUUUAUUUUAUUUUGAGCUUGGCUUUGUGCAGGAGUGGGGAACCUGUGCCUCUCCAGAAGUUCUUGCUGCACACCCAUCAGCCCCAGAGAAAUACAAGAAAUACACAUUCUGUUAUAUGGACCGAAAGCAAAUUAAAACAAGUCACACAAUAUCUAACAUAUGUCAGUUUAAAACAUAAUGCCUGUUUUAUAUACAGUAGGGCCCCGCUUACCGGCACUUCGCUUUCCGGCGUACCGCUAAUGCGGCGGCGGGAUAUCCCCCAUUUUAAAGCCAGUUUUGCGCUUUUGCGGCAUUUUCGUGUGACGCGCCCCAUUAUACUCAAUGGGUUCCACUUUACAGCGGCAGUCCGGAACAGAACCUGCCAUAUAAGCGGGGCCUGCCUGUACACUCAAGAUAGAAACAAGCCAAGAUAACGAUUAAAUUGACAUAAUCUCUUCACAGGUCUUUGCAGCAGAAAAGAGAAAACUAGCAAGGUGUUUCUGACAUUAUUUUGUUGGUGUCAGCCAAUAAGUAGGACAAAUACCAUGCAAAAGCCCUUCCUGGAUGUUUUAAUAGGAUGGGAGUAAAUAACCUGUUUUGCUCAUCUCUGUAAAACCCCCUGUUAGUUGUUCUAUCUCUCGUGUAAAUGAAAAGAGUGUUGCAUGAAAAACACUUGAAACCAGCGCCUUCCCAGUCCUGGUCCACUUCACAUCAUGUCCAGCGGUCAUGGAUAAUGGAAGUUGUAGUCCAGCAACCCCUGGAGAGCUACAGGGUCCCCAGCCUUGCCUUUGUGGGUUCGCGGCAUCCAUGGUUGAAGUUCUGGAUGCAGAUGUCCCCGUACCAAGCACCACUGGAUGAUGCAGUCCUCAUAAAUGGUGAGCACACCACUGAGGUCUGCUGAAGCUAGACAGCAAGUGGAGAGAGUUCUUGCCAUUUCCUCUUCUUAUUUUACCUGCCUUGUAUGACAAAUAUAUAUAUAUAUAUAUAUAUAUAUAUAUAUAUAUAUAUAUAUAUAUAUAUAUAUAUAUAUAUAUAUAUAAACUGUAAAUAAUAAUAUAGCCCUUUCUGUGGCUUUUUUUCCCUGUAGCGAUGUAUUUUCCCGUAAUAGAUGUGUCUAAAUCAAGUUAAAA